Pomacea canaliculata is the source of this 3124-nucleotide messenger RNA. RefSeq names its product fibrinogen gamma chain-like. Lineage: Eukaryota; Metazoa; Mollusca; Gastropoda; Architaenioglossa; Ampullariidae. Bases 905 to 2659 code for a protein of 584 amino acids. The transcript has 13 exons. The record is from RefSeq and is a predicted model, not a curated record.
GAGGAAAUGUGUGUUUAUACAUUUGUGUGCGUGCUUCUCUAUAUAUGUGUGUCUGUGUGUCCGUACCUUGCGUGUUGCUGGGAUGUAAGAUAUGUAUUCAAGCUCAUGUUUGUGUGUCUGUGUCAAGGCUUCAUGAUGUGUGUGUUUGUGUGUUUGUUUGUGUGAUUUAGUCGUCAGUACGUGGAGAACGGAAUUCACUCCGGUAUUUUCUGUUGGCAGGUUGCCAGUUCAUUGCGUUCUCCGGUGAUGAUGUUUUCAUUGUCGUCCACGUCUGUUGACACCUGACCCGCUGCCUGACCUCAGUGACCUGUAGACACGUGAGCUUCGUGCAUUGGAGCCUCCUGUACUUCAUGUAUGUGUGGGGGAGGAGCUUGGAUACUCAUGCAUCGUGAGAGCAUCGCUGCCUUCAUUCCUGUACUUGAUGUAUGUAUGGAGGAGGAGCUUGCAUCCUGAUGUUGUGAGCAUCGCUGCUGUCGUUCCUGUACUUCAUGUAUGUGUGGGGGAGGGGCUUGCACGCUCAUGUGAGCAUCGCUGCUGUCGUUGGUUCUUCACUCUCUCCUGGUAUAUCUCCCUCUCCACACGUGCAGACUACCAGCAGUUGUUAACCUCUCCUCGUCUCAGACGCUGCUUUCCUCGGGAUGUACUUCCACUAACAGCUUUCUCACAAAGACCAUCUCCGGGUUGGACAUACAGGUGCAGUGGACUACUGGUACUUUCACAAGGGUUAUCUUGACCAUCCACAUCCAUCAUCCCUUUAUUUAGUAUUGUUUAGAAGUGCUUUACCCACCCUCUUCACUGAUUUGGUCCACUACAGGCUGUCUUCUGUAUCUCCUCAUCACCUCCCAGAAGGCCUUUGGUUUGUUGACUGCAUUUUCUAGAGACUUGAUUUUUAAAGGUGGAUACAAUGCUGCGAUUAUUUAUAUUUCUACUCUCACUCGCUCCUUUCGUGUCGACGAAGGGGACAGAAAGUUGCCAAGAAGCAGACUGUCCGCCAAAGACUUGGCACAAUGUGGGAUGCUCUACAGACGACGACUGCGAUGCGCCCUAUGUCAAGUGCUACAAACGUGUCUGUAGAUGUGAACCCGGGUAUUUCUAUACCACACACGACACGUGUACUAACACUUGUAGCCCAGACGACAUGCAGGACAGCUUCACAGAGUAUCCUGACAGCGCUCUACGUGCAAACCUCAUUGGUAGCCCGGAUAGACUCACUGUGGAAGACUGCAAGGGCAGGUGCCAGACUAACAAGCGUUGCCUCACCUUUGAUUUCAAAGCCAAUGGAGGUCUGUGUCGGAUUCAUAAUGUCACCUCUCGUCAUUCUCCUUCCGACUGGUCUCCUAAGCAGAGUGAAGGCUGGACCCACUACCAGAAAUCCUGCAAGUCCACUUUUGCCUCAAACGAUAACUGGCACAACUUGUUGUGUAAAAGCAGGAUUGACUGUCCUGACACAAACAGCGACUGUUUGUCAGGGCGAUGUUUAUGCCGUCCAGGCUUCAUGUUCAAUCAAGCAAAGAAGGAGUGUGUUGUUGCAAGCGAGCUGAAGAAGUGGCACAACACAAGCUGCUCGACAGACGACGACUGCGAUGCGCCCUACGUCACGUGCUACAUACGUGUCUGUCGGUGUGAACCCGGGUAUUUCUACACCACACAGGACACGUGUACUAGCACUUGUAGCCCUGACGACAUGCAGGACAGCUUCACAGAGUAUCCUGACAGCGCUCUACGUCAAAACCUCAUUGGUAGCUGGGAUGGACUCACUGUGGAAGCCUGCAAGGACAGGUGCCAGACUUAUAAGCCUUGCCUCACCUUUGACUUCAAAGCCAGUGGAGGUCUGUGUCGGCUUCAUGGUGUCACCGCUCAUGACUCUCCCUCCAACUGGUCUCCUAAACGGAGUAAAGGCUGGACCCACUACCAGAAAUCCUGCAAGUCUACUUUUGCCACACACGAUAACUGGUACAACUUGUUGUGUGACAACAAGAUGGAGUGUCCUGACCCAUACAGCGAUUGUUUGUCAGGACGAUGUCAAUGUCAUUUUGGUUUCGAUCAAGAAAAUAAGGAGUGUGUUCGUGCAGGGUCUUGUGUAGACUGGCUGGCCAAAGGCGCGAAGAGUGGUGUCUACACCAUUGACGUAUCAUUUAGGGGACCUCGGUCAGUGUGGUGUGAUAUGGACACUGCGGGCGGCGGCUGGCUGGUCAUCCAGAGACGUCGCGACGGCUCAGUUGACUUCAACCGGAGCUGGACAGAAUAUGUAAACGGGUUUGGUAACAUCUCUGCAGAUUACUGGCUGGGCCUAGACGCGAUUGACAAACUAGAGUAUAUGGAUGGUACGCGCUUGAGAGUGGACAUGGUGGAUUAUACAGGGACACAUUGCUGGGCGGAGUACAGCUAUUUCCGUGUGCACGGUCCUGGGUCAGACUACAAACUUUCCGUGUCCGGCUACUCGGGUAAUGCAGGAGAUCGGUUGACAAAUAGUCACGGAUACCCGUUUCAAACCUAUGACCGAAACCCGUACGGCUGUGUUAAAUCAUAUGCUGGCGCCUGGUGGUACCCGCCUCGCUGUUACACAUGGGCUAACCUCAACAGCCCUAAUAAAUUUGACAUCACUUGGUCUAACAUCAACUACGCGAAGUUCUCGGAGAUGAAGACAAAGCCAACAUGAUAACACCACCUUGUCUCCUGUACCAACUGCUUACACCGCCAGUCCACUGUUCACUGUUCACUACAGGUUCCACUGAUGAUGUGAGCUCAGUGUACAUUAAUCUUUCUCAAUAGUCUAGCAUCUGACACUAGUACAGACUACUUACUGUACUUUAAUUGUUUACUUUGAGUAUAUUGCCUGGUGAUUCUAUUAUACACGUGUUGUAUUACUUCUUUCACAUUUGCAUUUGCUUGGAUAAACUAAUAGGUUUACAAACGUGAAGUCUAAGUUUAAUUAAUUAAUUCAGCAUUUAAUUGUGCCUAGGUUGUAGUAAAAGUGUCACGAACUACAUAUUAGCUGAACACCUGAUAGUUUAUAGUAAACGUGUCAUGAACUAUAUAUUAGCUAGACACCAAAUAGUUUACAGUAAACGUGUCAUGAACUAUAUAUUAGCUAUACACCUGAUAGUUUAUACUGAACGUGUCA